Messenger RNA from Lates calcarifer (barramundi perch), 2010 nucleotides. RefSeq names its product beta-crystallin A1. The coding region runs from base 365 to 991 and encodes 208 amino acids. Gene Ontology annotation, molecular function: structural constituent of eye lens. NCBI's taxonomy places the organism in Eukaryota, Metazoa, Chordata, Actinopteri, Centropomidae. The record is from RefSeq and is a predicted model, not a curated record. Gene Ontology annotation, biological process: visual perception; lens development in camera-type eye. The transcript is spliced from 6 exons.
CUGUUAAUCCUGAAGCUAAAUUUGAUUCUAUUACCUAGGAACUCACACAAAACCAGAUUAUCUGCGUAUAUAUUUUCUAUACUCAAGACUUUGUAUUAGCCUCCUUAAUCGUUGUAAAAGAGCGGUGUGAUAGAGCUUAAUUUUGAAGAGGCUAACCGGAAGUAAGAGCCUUAUUUGAGUUCAAGCUUUACAUCCGACAAACUCGUUUCGCUCAAGAGUCAUUAGCAUGAAGUGGCAACACGCGCACACGCGAGGGUGCGAGGGCCGCGGGUGGACGCCGGUAUAAAACCGAGGCGCCAGGUUCAGACAAAGGUCUAUGUAAAGAGGAUUUGGUGAGUGAGGAGCACGAGGAGAGUAACCAGAAAUGAACAGAGUCACUAAAUCCCACACAACCUCAGCCAUGUACUUCCCUAGCAUGGGUACAGCCCCUUGCUUUAAGGUGACUGUGUUUGAGCAGGAGCAUUUCCAGGGCAAGUGUUUGGAGUUCACCUCCGAGUGCUGCAACAUCCAUGACUGUGGCCUGGACAACAUCCGUUCCAUCCGAGUGGAGAGUGGAGCCUGGGUGGGUUUUGAGCACCACGACUUCCAGGGCCAGCAGUUCAUCCUGGAGAGAGGCGAGUACCCCAACUGGGAUGCCUACAGCGGCUCCCUGGCCUACCACACAGAGCGCUUCAUGUCCUUUCGCCCCAUCUACUGCGCUUCUCACCAGAGCAGUCAUAUGAUGAUCUUUGAGAGAGAGAACUUCAUGGGCCGCUGCACCAACCUGUGUGACGACUACCCCUCGCUGCAGGCCAUGGGCUGGUCCAUGCCCGAGGUGGGCUCCAUGCACGUGCAGAGUGGAGCCUUUGUGUGCUAUGAGUACCCCGGCUACAGAGGCCAGCAGUACAUCAUGGAGUGUGAGAGACACAGUGGAGACUACCAGUGCUGGAAGAACUGGGGAUCCCACUGCCAGACUCCCAAGAUCCAGUCCAUCAGGCGCAUCAGGCACUGAAGGGGAACAGAUGAGGACUAGAGACUGCAGCAGAUGCCUGGGCUCAGGCUAACACCCGCUCACUGUGCUUUGAGGGGCCCGAUCUAAGUCCAAAACCAACUUUAGGUUUGGUUCUGAGCUUAGGGCUUCAUUAAGUCAGCACUGUGAUUACAACACAAAGCAUCAGUGAUGUAGCAGCUACCUCUUUAUCCCAUAUUCAUAUUUCUGUUAAUACUCAUUUUGUUUUAGUACAAGUGAAAUAAAGUUCAAAAUCAGAACAUGAAAAGUCCUUUCUGUAAUUCCUGUGUGAGUGCACAUAUGCAGAGACAGUGACAAUGGCAACUUACAGUUGAUAACAGUUCAUCAAUAAAUGAAGGAUUAAGGAUAAAAUAGAAACAAAGGUCACUGAUGAUCCCAUACCAGUGAAACUAUUAUGAUAUAGUGACGUAAGUUUUUAUAGGUUAGAAGUCUGCUUCAUGUAUCUGCAAAUGUUCUGAAUGUAAUACGUACAGAAGCACAAUGUUUGUGUGUUUGUUUCUUGGUAAAACUUCACUGUUUUACUCCUUGACCCAUAUUAAUCAAGCAUCUCAGAAUCCCUGCUUAAAGUUAAACCAGCACAGUGAUAUAUAAUGGCAUUUUCUGUGGUUAAAUAUAUUUUCAAGAAUUUAAUUCUGGAAAGUGAUUAUUGUUAUGUAAGUGUACUUCUGAUGUUCAAUUACAGUAAAAUUGGUAGGUGGAGCUUACGAGAUAGAUGAUGUGCAGAUACAGUCUUCUUGACUGAACUUUCGCUAAGCUUCAUUUCUACUCUUACAUCAGAUACAUACGUUUACGCUGCUGUAAUCUAAAUUUACAAUGUGUGGGUAUGUCAUUGUACUGUGUCACAAUAAUUGUAAUGAAACAUUUAGUCUUGCUCACGUUUCCAUGGCAAUAAGUUUAGGGCAGUCACCGUUGGCUUAAUAUAAAGUUGGUGACUUUGACAACACACCACCACCCACCAGUAAGGAGGCUGUGCAGAGAAAUACAGUCAUGUACAGCAGAUA